GAGUGUCAACGCUGAGAGCUAGGUAGAUGCGACCAAUGGCGGGGCGGCUGAGGCGCAGCUGCGCCGUCUUGAACUUGGAGUCCAGACAAUAGGUUUGGACCCUUCGCCGUCAUGGCGGCUCGCAUGGUCCUGCAGCAGAUCUUGAAGAACGAUCAAAGGCGAAAUCGUGGCAGCGUACGACCCCAGAGGAUUUCUGCCACCGGGCUCGCCCUUUCGUUGGAACUUGGCCCAGAAGAGGAAGGAUUUUUGCACACUCUCAAGUCCUCCGUGGAGGCCCGUGUCCCGGGGCUGCACGGCCCCGCCGGCACCGGCGGCACCGGCAACAUGGGAGAGGAGGAUUCGGACAGCCAAGAAGAGACUCCUGCGCGGGACGGUCCCGAUGAAGCUGCCAUGGACGCCAGGUCCUUUGACAGCCUGUCGGAUCAGGAGAGGUUGGGCGACUCUCCCAAGCGGCAUUGCCUGAUCCUCUCACCGCGCGACCCUUGGAAGAUCUGCUGGGACGUGUUCAUCGGCACCCUGAUCAUCUACACCAUCAUCACGCUGACCUGGCGGAUCGGCUUUGACCAGGAGGCGCGGGGCGUGGCGUUGGCUUUCGAGUACAGCGUGGACGUGAUUUUCGCGGUGGACACGGUCCUGUGCUUCCGCACCGGCUUCUUCGUGGAGGAUGUGUUGGUCACCGACUGGGAGAAAAUCGCCAAAAGGUACUGCAUGACCUACUUCCUCUUCGACCUGUUGUCCUGGUUCCCCAUCGAUUUGAUUGUUCAGGUGCUCACUGGUCAAAGCAGCUCUGGGAUGAGGUCCGUAAAGCUCAUGAAGUUUGUCCGACUGGUGCGGCUGGCGAAGCUGAUCCGCCUCUUCAAGCUCAACAGGUUUUUGGUGAUCAUGGAGGAGAAGCUCCACCUGAAGCCCGCGGUGAUCCGCAUGGUGAGGCUCAUCAUCAACAUUGUGUUCCUGGCACACCUGCUCGCAUGCAUGUGGCAUUUCAUCGCCCUGCCGGCGUGUGGCGUGGAGUCCGAGGAGGUGUCCGCCAUCGGGCCCUGCCCUGAGGGCCUGGAGCCGGACAGGCCCAACUGGAUCAGGGAUUACAACGUGGACAAGUUCAGCCUGGUCUCAAAGUACAUCGCCUCCUUCCACUUUAUUACAGCGACCAUGAUGGCGGUGGGCUAUGGGGACAUCUGGGCCAAGAACACUGAAGAGCGGCUCUUCUGCAUCAUGCUGCAGCUCUUCGGAGCCACGGCCUUCGGCUUCAUCCUCUCCUCGGUCACCUGCCUGCUGGAGUCCGCGAACCCUCGCGCCAACGAGACCAACAAGCGAGUCAACGAGAUCAAGGAAUGGUGCGCUGGCCGCCGCAUCCCUCGGUAUUUGAGGAUGGCGAUCCGCGAGCACACCCAGUACGUCCUGCAAAAGAAGUCCAUCUUCAACGAGGCCGACAUUCUGGCCAACAUGCCGAUGAGCAUCAGGAUGGACGUGAUCCAGAACUCCUACGCCGAGUGGUUGCGUGUCCUGGAGCGCCCGUUCCACGAGGAGGACCUGGCACUGAGAACCGAGCUGGCGCAAUUGAUGAUGCCGCAGCAGGUGCUGCAGAACGAGAUGAUGAUCGAGGAAGGGGAGAUCACAUCAGAGGUCUAUGUGGUGCAGCACGGCUGCCUUGAGAUGGUCACCAGCGAGUACACGGCCGACCUCCCUUCGAUCAACUGGGUCUCAGCCUGCUUGAAGCGCAGCGCGCUGGGCGACACGGCGGACACGGAGGACGACACAUCUGAGGAGUCCGACCAAGCUCGAGAGGUGCUCUGCGGCCUCUGCCGCAGCUCCGACGUGGUGGGCCAGGUGGUUGCGGCCCCCAUCAUGGUCCGGGGCUUGAGCAGCCGCACAGAUGUCCUGGCCAUCAGCAAGGACUGCCUGGUGGACGUGCUGCUCCGCUUCCCCGGCGCCGUGGCCCGCUCGGAAGCCGCCGAGGAGCGGGCCAAGGCCGAGAUGACCAAGGUGCUGGAAUCCGAGCUGAAAUACAACCCCUACGGGGAGCGGGAGUGCAAGUCCCUGGUGUUGCUGCGAGGUGUCGCCUCGGGUGCGGCAGAAUUGCCCCCCGUGGUGCUCAACGCGGACCGGACGCAGCCCAUCCCGCUCGCCCUGCUGCGAGUGGCCAGUCCGGACCCCACGGAGGAGAGGACCGCGGAGCCGGGGAUGCGGAAAGCGCGUCCUUCGAUCGAGCUACCUUCUCCUCCCUUGACGCCGUCAACGUCCGCGAGGCACAGCAAGAGGCUGAGCCACUUCAAGUCGCUGACCAGCUUUACCUCCACGGGAACCAAGUCCUCCAGGAACAGCUCCUACCCCAUCCUUCUUUCCACCAGAAGGCUGGGACCAUCCGGCCAAAUUGAGAUGACAGAGGAGACGGAGGACUGCCUCUUGCAGCGGUACAUCAUCCCCCCGAGCUAUCGUUGGAAGCUGCGAUGGGACAUCCUGGUGGGUGCUCUCAUCAUCUACAGUGUCCUCAUCAUCCCCUGGCGGAUCUCCUUCGACAUCGAUCCCGAUCCCUUGGCCACAGUGUUUGAGAUCCUGGUGGACAUCAUCUUCGCCAUCGAUGUGGUCCUGUGUUUCCGGUCCGCGUUCGCGGACGCAGAUGGCACAAUAGACACGGUCUUUUGGCAUAUCUCGCGAAGAUACUUGAGGACUUGGUUCACCUUUGACUUGCUGUCCACAGUGCCGGUGGACAGGUUUGUGGAGGCGAUUACGGGCCAGGGUGGCCCCCAAGCGCGGGCGCUGAAGAUGAUCCGCAUGGUGCGGCUGAUUCGGCUGCUCAAGCUGGCGCGGGUGCUGAAGAUGGGCAAGCUCGUACAGCGGAUCGAGGACAUCUUGGACUUGUCCCCGCUGACGCUGAGGUGUAUCAACCUUGGCACGAAGCUCACGGUGAUGUCCCACUUCAUGGGCUGCUUCUGGUUCUUCGUGUCCACUCACCAGGAUAUGCAUGUCACUCAGUGCGUGGCUGGGCUUCUGGACUGUGACCCCAAUGAGAAUUCGACCAACUGGUGGGCCGAAGUCAACAUCAAGGAAGGGCAGAAGUGGGACCAGUACAUUGCCUCGCUCUAUUGGGCCUUCACCACGAUGACCACCGUAGGCUACGGGGACAUCCAUCCCCGGAACGACGGCGAGAGGGUGUAUGCCAUUGUGGCCAUGAUCUUCGGUGCUACGAUGUUCGGAUAUAUCAUCGGGUCCAUCGCAGCCAUGGCUGGCCAAGAGCGGGGCAUCGAGGCGCUGACCAAGAAGAAGUUGUCGCUGGUGCGGCACUUCUGCGAGGAGCAGCGGGUCAGCGAGAACAAGGUGAGAGAGGUGAUGCGGCACUACGCGUUCUUCUAUGAGGAGCGGUCCCCUUUCAAUGAGAACGCCCUGAUGAUGGAACUGCCGAACUGGCUCAGGAAAAAGGUGUCAAAGCACAUCCAUCGAGAAGCCCUCGCCAGACUGGGCGUCUUCGCAGGGCCGCAGCAGAAGGGCCUCGAGGGCGGGCCGCUCCCGGACUGGUUCACUUGCUGGGCCAUGCGGAUCUUGGAGCCACAGGCGGUGUGCGCCGGAGAGCUGGUGAUCAAUGCAGAGGAAAACUCGUUGGUCCAAGAGCUCUUCUUGGUCUUCGACGGCGAGUGCGAGGCCUUCUGCCACCGGAACAUGUGGCGCCCGGCGCCCCCGGGCGGUCAUUCCGACACCGGAGGCAGCGCAGACAUUCCGCCCGACGAGGCGACGGCAACGAACACCGGCUCCUCAGGUGGAAAGGUCAAGACGCUUAUGGUCUUCUCACCCGGCUGCAUGUUCGGGCUGGAGCACCUAGCUCAGCAGAGCCAGAGGCAUUCGGUGCGCUGUAGCAAAGCUGGCCCCUGCUUGCUGUACGUUCUCCGAGCCACCACGAUGGCGGAGGUCCAGGUCUCCAGCCCCGAGAUGGUGAAGGCGCUGCAGAAGGCCAUUGCCAAUCUCAUGGUUGUGCAGACGAAGCUUCGAGUGCCGCAGAAGAAUCUGGAGCUCCGCCGACAGUCGGCGCAUCGAUGAACGGCUGAGAUAUUCGCGAGCCUGUAAUUCGGCGUGUUCCGCAAACGCGGGGCCGCCAAUCCUACCCGACUCCGAAUUUGCAGAACAAAUUCCGCGCGGAAACGGGCGGUAAGAGUGUGGCUGCAAAGCAGCCUCCUGUAGCGCGGUGCGACAAUGC
Effrenium voratum is the source of this 4186-nucleotide messenger RNA. Lineage: Eukaryota; Dinophyceae; Suessiales; Symbiodiniaceae. The record is from the annotation of a GenBank genome assembly.